ACGUCAGCACGCCAAGUGCAUUGUGGUAUGCGUGUGAGUAGAGGAAACGGCUCACUUGUUGCUUGCAUUUAUUUGAUGUAAAUGCACCUGCGGCAGAUUUCAAGCCGCGCGUUUUGAAAAACAAACAUCGCCAAGGAGUUUGUGUCAUCCAAGAACAUUAGAGAAGAAAUGAAGACCCAGGAAAUUCAAUAGAUGGUUUCAGCAGCAAUACCUUCGUUUAGAUGGCAGCCCCUCAAGAUGAACACUGUCACUAUCUUCCCAGGCGAAUUCCAGUCCUGUUGCUGACAGAUGUGAUUAAUAAAGACAAACUCGACCCGAGCUGCAGCCGUGGCCAACAACCUCACAGCGACUUGAGCAACAACGCCAACACACAGGCUACAGACGAUGACCUCUCUUCGUCUCCUGCCAGACAAAGACGGAGGACACGGUCCUCCGAAUCCAGACCCUCCUACAGAUAUCCCACACGAAAAUGCCUCUGCCGCGCUGAAAGAGACGAAAGCGAAGUCAAGAAGAAAGAUUUCCCAAGCGUGGCGCCGCCUGGAGGAAAUGGGAAUGGCUUUACUGGUGAUGGGGAGAAAGGAGAGAGAGCUGGAGGAAAAGACAGCACGGGGAAAAGAAAAGAAAAUUGCCACCUCCCUGUGGCAGACGUUCCUCAGAAAGUUCCAGAGGCAGAGUCUGCACGUCCCCAAGCCAGCGAUGUUUCGAGGACGCAAAGCUCGUCGUUAUCAGUCACUUCCGACAUCGUAAACGCCACUGAUCAGGCACACGACAUGCGCGAAUGUCUCUCCAAUCAGCCUGACCUGGGUCAGGGGUUAAAGCGCAAAAAGAAGGACAGCCCCACGUUGCGAAAGCUGCGGGCCUCGAGCUUGAAGGAUGUCUCCCUUGAUGAUGCAAGGGAUAUCCCGAUACUCACCCCCACCGGCAGCAGCGACAGCAGCAGCGACAGCAGCAGCGACAGCCACGAGGAAAUGAGUGCAGCGCUAAGUAGCAGGAUAGAUGUGACAGAUUGCUCACAAUCCUCAACGGUCCUGAAGGUCAAAGACACGGACGUUCGUGCCACUGACGUCACAGACUCCGAUGACUGUAGCGAUAGCAACAUUAAUACGAACGCAUGGGACAAAAACAAGAAAAGCAGGAAGAAAAGCAGGAAGAAAAGCAGGAAGAAAAGAAGAAUUGACCCACCGGUCAAUAAGAACCCGAAAAUCGCGCGCAACAGCCAGGUGGAGCUGCGGCAAGUCAAGGCCAUGAGCUCCGAGUCUGGUCGACAUCUGAUGGUCUUGCUACCUCAGCAUGUGUUCGGUUUAAACCCGAAAGGCUGGAUCGAAAAACACCUUAGGCAGUUAGAGAAAGAAGAAGGUGGUUGUAGCAACAGCAAACGGCCUACCAACACAGUCGGGCGACAGGAUACCUCUCAGUCGCUCAACCCUCGCUGUCGUUGUCAUAGAAGGCAAAGCAGCGGUUUCCCCAGCCCAUGUAAAGCCAAAAUCAGCGCCCCAGUCUCCACAGAGAAGAGUGGGAGUCCGAAAACCGCGAAGCGGUCCAAUGGUUCGAAUGUCGGAGAUUCGCCUGCCAUCAAGACACAUCGUUCGCGGGAGAAUACGCCCAGUUCCCAAGGCUUCUCCUCCAGAAUCGUUGGAAAAGGGAAUGAUAUGUGCGAAACGAAUGAACCAUUGCCUGGGCCCAGCUGGGCGCCGGAUGAAUUUGGCAUGGCCGUAAAAGAGCGGCGGUCGAAUAGCCUGACGAGUAUUAGCCAUAGGAGGCACUCGCACUCCCCCUCCCCUGCACAGUCCACUCCCCGGGGGCAACCGGUGAAGCACAAGUACACGACCUACCUGCGCACCGUACGCUACAAAGACUGCGAGUCUCAGGAAUUGCCAUCUCGUACAUUAUCUCCUUCUGGUAGAUGUCAAAACAAAACCUUGGUGAAUCAUACUCCAUGUCAAAGGGGAUCGUCUGGAGAUAAAAAUCAAAAGCGGUCGUUGCCUAUAGAAGAACAAGAGAGAAGCAAAGCGUCAGGAGACAAAACAAAGACUAACCGGACCUCGACUAGAACGGCCAGAAGGUCUCGAUCCGACAGCAGCAACAACAGCAGCAGCAACCAAGAACGGCACGCUCAUUCGAAAGUAAAGAAGAUGAGGGGGUGGAUGUCAAUGGGAAACAAGGAAAAGGAAAGUUGGGACCUGCGCGAGAAUAGGAAGAACAGGGACAGAAAACACAUCAAAGACCGGUAUUCUCAGAGCUCAGAAGACCUAACGCAUGAGAGAAGCAAUAACAGGCGGUCGAGCAGCAGAGAGACCUUAGGUAACAGGGAAUACGACAGCUGGGACACUCGUCGGAGAGGAGAGAAGGAAGGAACCCCAGAAGAUCGCAGACAUCACAGGAGGAGCAGCCGGGGUCCGGAAGAACGAGAUAUGUCUGACGAAGGAGGAUGGUGGUGCCAAAUCAUAUAGACCCUUAAACAAAGACCUUUAAUUGUGUAAAAGUUCUAUCUUCUCCUACCCUAUCUCAUCCUGCUUCCUUGGUGUCUUCUGCUGCCUUUAGUCACCUUGAAUUUUACUUAAACAAGUCUCUACCUUCAUCAAAUGUGAUCAGUUCUGGAAACUUCCUCUCUGUGCUGUCGCCUUUUUUGCUAUUGCUUUUGCGACAAUGAUCUUUUAUAAGGUAGAACAGUUCAUGAGAUUCCAAGCUGUUGGCAUUCGAUCAGUAAUUCGAUUAAUAAGAGACUAUCCAAAUUAUACUUAAUAACUAGACAGUGCAGUAUCGUCUAGUACACUGGACUCCAACAAUCUGUUGUCACAUCGGUGGGCAACAGUUUUUAAUGGUGCAUUUCUGAUAAAAAUGCAAAUUUUGACAGCGUGAAGAAGUCGACAGAUGUAGUGAAGGAAACUAUUGGGAAUGAACGAUACCCAGAUAUUGUAAUAUGUAAUAUUUGGGUAGAUUUCCCUGGACUGUAGCUCCACAGACUGAACAGGAAGUGCUGCUGGUGCUGGUAAGGAUGAUGAUAGCGCCUAAGACGAGAUUGGUCCGGACUACGUGUGACACAUUCAAAGUACAGUUGAGGCCGAGUUUUAAAGAAGAACCAUUUAAAACUAAAUAAAUAUUAAGUACUGUUUUAAAAGCUUCGACAAACCUUCCAAGCAGAAUAUUUUACUUUUGAUUGUAAUGUAGAAAUAGAACUUUAGUGUGGCAGCUAGUUUUUAUGCGUAUCGCUGGAUAGAAUUAAACAAAGCGGAAGACAACUUUAACACGUUAUACCAUACGUGAAAUAAUUGCUUUUAUAUAAAUAUUACAUUUAGACAAUGUUUAUGUGCCCUUCUCGUUUUCCACGAGAAAGUAGCUCGUAAUAAGUUCAUGAAUUUUUGGCACCGAAAUUGUAUCAUACUUAGUCAUGAAGCCACACUUAUAAUAUCGGAUGAAAAUCUAGCGAUAAUAACGACGAUGGCGUUGAUCGUGAUGAGGUUGAUGAAAUAGUCGCCCAAAUCGUCAAGAAAAGAAAAUGAACUCGUUUGUUACAUGCGGGUUCAAUCAUAAAAGUAGAGUUUGUGGUAUCAAACCAAUAUUUACGGCAAAGGUUCUGAGUUUUGACAACAUAGUUUGGUAAACCUGACUUUGGUUGCAGGGAAUUAUUAGAUAACGAAUAUGAAGAAGAGCCAACCAAAGUGACCGUGAAUAGAUUAUCAAAGCAGAGUGACGUGCACAUGUGAAAUAAUGCGCACAGAAAUAUUUGAGUGAGGUCAGCAGAUGCAAGGUUAAUCGGUUUCUGCCUCCUAAGUGCUGAUAUCGAGAUAAUGUUACAAGACUGUAAGAAGAAAAAGGAAAGGCUGAUUUAUAGAAGUGUAAAUUUAGAUUUUGGCUUUUUAUGCCUUUGCUAUUUUGUUUAUACAGUUGCUCGUACACAUUGCUCUCUUUUUCUUUCCCUUUACAAGUAUUUCCUUCUUUCUUUCAUAGAUUGUGUAGUCUGACCCAGCCCAUUGGAAAACAAUUACAUGUUUCAUAUUACAGGGCGCUUAGCCUGUCAAAUGAUUUGUGAACAUUUUAUUACGCCCAAUGUAUGUUUAAGUAAAAAUAGAAAUAAACAAAAGAUUAUUAAUAACAAA
Pomacea canaliculata is the source of this 4097-nucleotide messenger RNA. Its product is annotated as serine/arginine repetitive matrix protein 1-like. Lineage: Eukaryota; Metazoa; Mollusca; Gastropoda; Architaenioglossa; Ampullariidae. The record is from RefSeq and is a predicted model, not a curated record. The transcript is spliced from 2 exons. The coding region runs from base 222 to 2450 and encodes 742 amino acids.